AUGGGUGUUAAUAUUGAAACUUAUGAAUAUUAUGAGGAAGGUUUAGAUCCUUUUCUUUAUACUGGUUUAGCUAGAGGAAGACAACAGGUGAUGAAGGUGAAAAAUAAUUAUCGAAAAGCACUAAAGCUUUUAAUUAAAUUAGCAUCCUUACAAUCUAGUUUUAUAAUAUUGGAGGAACAUUUAAAAGCGACCAAUUGCCGUGUUAAUGCACUUCGUUACAUUAUAAUACCACGAUUACAUACUAUUUUAACAUACAUCGCCUCCGAAUUAGAUGAACGUGAGAGAGAGGAAAUUUAUAGAUUAAAAAAAGCACGAACUCGUAAAAACAUGAUGCCAAAAAUAAUAAGAAAAUUAUCACCGAUCCAAUAUAUAAACGUAGUAAUAGAUGACACUGAUCAAGAUUUACUUUUCUAA
Vespula vulgaris is the source of this 414-nucleotide messenger RNA. RefSeq names its product V-type proton ATPase subunit D-like. Bases 1 to 414 code for a protein of 137 amino acids. Gene Ontology annotation, molecular function: proton-transporting ATPase activity, rotational mechanism. The record is from RefSeq and is a predicted model, not a curated record. The transcript is spliced from 2 exons. Gene Ontology annotation, cellular component: proton-transporting V-type ATPase complex; vacuolar membrane. Lineage: Eukaryota; Metazoa; Arthropoda; Insecta; Hymenoptera; Vespidae.